Molecule: messenger RNA, 534 nt
Organism: Panicum hallii
Lineage: Eukaryota; Viridiplantae; Streptophyta; Magnoliopsida; Poales; Poaceae
Product: dentin sialophosphoprotein-like
Exons: 1
Coding region: 1-534 (177 amino acids)
Source: RefSeq, a predicted model, not a curated record
AUGGCUUCCUCUUCCUCUGUCUCUUCCAACUCCCCUUCGUCUUCUUUCAUCAUCUCCAUCACUUCUCCUGACUCUAAAACCAUCUCCAUUACUUCUCCUGACUCUGAAACCUCCAAGGAGGCAACACCGGAGUUUGAUCCAAUAGCUUCAUACGAAGAUCUCGCUCCUCUGCAUUGGGACGCAGAGGAGUGGGACUUUAGCACUUUGUCAGAGGACGACGAGUCCCUGACCGACGGUGAAGACCUCCAGAUCCUUCUUUACGGGGCUCUGGACGAAGAUGACGACGACUCCUGGGAUGGCGACUUCUUUUCUUCUUCGGAAGAAGAUACCCAGAUUACUUCUUCAGAUGAUGAUUCGGCAACAGGAGAAUACCUUCAUGGCGGAUCGUCAUCUUCAGAGGACGAUGAGGAUUCCAGGGAUGAUGCCAGUCGUAGCAGCGAUGAUGGCGAUGACAGUAGCAGCACUGGCGGCGGCGAUGGCAACAGCGACGACGACACAGCGUGCCUCCCCCGUACGAGCGCCGCAAGACCCUAG